AUGGCUAUAAAUCAAAUACUAAUCGUACUCCACAUUCUCCUAUGGCGCACGCUAGCCCCCACCACCCACGCGAUGCCGCCCCCGGACCCGAUCCAGUGCGACCGAGCCGGCUGCACCCUCAACAACUCGUACGGCGCCUGGCCCGAUCGUGAGCCCUGCCGGGCCUCGGCCGCCGCCUACCCCGCCACUGAGGACGAGCUCCGGUCGGCCGUCGCCUACGCCGUCCGCAACGGGCUCCGGGCCAAGUCUGUCUCCGGGUUCUCCCACACCAUACCCAGAUUCGCGUGCCCAUCGAGCAUGAACGGGCCUGCAGGCUCCCUGUUGAUCAGCACGGCCCGGCUCGUCUCGGUGGAUGUAGACGCCGGGGGCCCGACGGCGACGGCGGGCGCCGGGGUCGGGCUACGGGCGCUGGUAGACCGGCUGGCGGAGGAGGGGCUGAGCCUGGCGGCGGGGCCGUACUGGGAGGGGGCGAGUGCCGGCGGGGCGGCGGCCACGGGGGCCCACGGGAGCUCGUGGUGGGGGAGGGGCGGCGCGUUGCACGACCACGUGGUCGGCGUGCGGCUGGUGGCUGCGGCCGGCGGGGAGGAGGGCUAUGCGAGGGUGCUCGACCUGAGGGCCGGCGACCCGCUCUUCGAGGCGGCGAGAUUGUCGCUCGGAACGCUUGGCGUGGUCUCUAAGGUGACAUUCGUGUUAGAACGCGGGUUUAAAAGAAGCAUCAUGUACAACUUCACGAACGAUGAUGGUAUUGAGAACGAGUUCAUGGAGCAUGCCAAGAAACACGAGUUUGGCGACAUCCAAUGGUACCCGUCAAGACGUAUUGCAGUUUACAGAUACGACAAUCGUCUUCCUUUGAACGAGUCCGGAGAUGGAGUCAAUGAUUUUAUAGGAUUUCAAUCAAAUCCCGCCAUUGCAACCCAAACGAUUCGAGCUUUGGAAAAAGCCGCCGAGAAAACUCGAGACGCAAAGGCCAAAUGCCUACUCGCGACCUCCUUCGUCGCAUAUAAGAAACUAACGGCCAACGGCCUCAAAAACAAUAAACUAAUCUUCACUGGCUACCCGGUCAUCGGUCACCAAGCCCAAAUGCAAACCUCGGGCUCGUGUCUAUAUUCUUCCGAGACUAUCAAGUCCGCCAUUUGCCCUUGGGACCCGAGAAUCAAUGGCCUAUUCUUCUUCGAGUCGACCGCCAUAUUCCAGCCCUCGAAAUUCGCCAACUUCAUACGCGAUGUGAGAAAGUUGCGUGACCUAAAUUCCGACGCAUUUUGCGGCCUCGACAUGUACAAUGGCAUAUUGAUACGCUUCGUGAAGAAAUCCACAGCCUACUUAGGACAAGACGAGGACUCGGUCGCGGUUGACUUCAACUACUUCCGGGCCGAUAGAAAGUCGACCCCGAGGUUGUAUCAAGACAUUUACGAAGAAAUCGAGCAAAUGGCGUUUUUCAAGUACGGAGCCAAGCCGCAUUGGGCCAAGAAUAGGAACGUCGCGUUUAUUGAUGUGAGGAGAAAGUACGCGGGCUUCGAAAAGUUUUUGAAGGCUAAGAAAAUACUCGACCCGAAAAAUGUGUUCUCGGGCGGGUGGUCGGACGAGAUAUUGUUCGGGGAAAACGGGUUUUUGGAGAGUGGUGAUGGGUGUGCUUUGGAAGGCGAGUUGGGAAGGGGGAAUCUCCACUGGGUGAAGCUCUGGGAGGUGUUGGAAGACGACGAGGAGGAUGACUCUGGAAGCUGCUGCGGCGGCCGGGGUGGUGGCGGCGGCGCGUGGGGGAGGGGCGGCUGGGUGGAGCUCGUCGGGCUGAGCACGGUCUGGGUGCACUGA
Molecule: messenger RNA, 1809 nt
Organism: Striga hermonthica
Lineage: Eukaryota; Viridiplantae; Streptophyta; Magnoliopsida; Lamiales; Orobanchaceae
Source: the annotation of a GenBank genome assembly